AUGGCGGAAGAAGUGGUUCGUGGCCGUCGCAAGGACGCUUCGUCGAAACGAGAAAAGGGGCGCUCCCGAUCGAGGUCCAAGAGCCGGUCCAGACGAGGAGGAUCUAAAUCCAGGUCAAGAUCCAGAUCCCGAAGAGACUUUCGCAAAAAUAGUCGAAAGCGGCAAUCCGCCGACGAAGAAAUUGUGGAGGAAGGACAAGAGAUCAUGCUCAUUGAAGAGCUGCAACAACAACAAAAAGCAUCCAGUGGCGGUGGCACUGGCGGUGACAAUAACAACAACAACAAGGCAAGGCAAACCAAUAAUAAUAAUGAACAAGACGAUCAACAUAGCAAGCGGUCCUCGAGAAGCAGCAACAAUCAGAAACCCGGGCGAAGAGUGCAACAAGUCUUGUUGGUACCGACUAAUGGAGAUCUUCUCAUGGAACGGUAUCGACAAGCUGCACACCGCUCGCUCAAGGCACGGGCGUUGCUCGAUCACGCCUUGGACUGGGAUGUCACUGUGGUCAAUCGAGAUCGCUUGACCAUGGACGCCUUUACGGAAGCAGGAAAGGCACGUCUCUUGAUUGAACAAGAAAAGACUCCGGAACUUCUUGCCAUGCUCACGGACGCCAAAGUCAAGGGAGAAGAAGAAGCUUUCAGGGCUGCCGACGCAAAAUUGACGCAGCUUGUUCCUUCUGUCAAACUUCCUGCCAAUGCUGCCAGCACAGCUUCGGCUUCGGCCCUGACCAAUAGCACUGGCGAUAUGCACCAUUCCGUCAUUAACGAGAGUAUCGCCGCCUUGAUUGAAACUCCUACCAUGACCAACAAUACGGUCGCGUUGACCGGGGAUCCAGCCAUGCAGUGCUUUCACAAUAUUCUUUUACAGAACGAUACCAACUAUAGCACUGGGGACGACUAUGACGAAGGAGACCCAUCCGAUGAACACGUAUUCCGGGCCAAGCAAUAUUUAGAGUUCAUUUUGCCCGAUCUCGGAGAAGUGCGGGACGAUUCUUCCAUGGCACCCAAAGCGGUUGCCAAUCCUCGUUCCAUUCUGCAAAACUACCAACUGCAACUGCAGCAAAGCAAAAGUGGGGUUACAUCGUACUACAAUCUGUCGUCGUCGGAUGAGGGAUCUGGUCUGGGUGAAAUCUCGUCCUUGGGAUUUGAUGAGUCUCAUUCCUUUGAUAACAUGUCAUCACGGGACGAGUUCAGUAUGACGUCCCUCAACGAAAUUAUGGAUUCGCCAAUGGAUGAAAUCAUGAACAUGUCCUCCAACAAACGCAAGCAGUUGACCAUCAAUAUGAGUUUUGGAGGCAAGAGCGUGCAACCUGAGGAUGAGCCGACUAGUACUCGUAGUAGGCCGCCAGAGGAAGUAACCACACCUGUUAUUGGUACUACUGCAAACAACAACAACAAUACUAAUAGCAAGCCACUGGAAGCACCACAAACCGGAACGCCAACAGGGGCUCGACCACCUCCCCACCCGACAAAGGAUGCCUCAUCGCCAUCGCCUCCUCCUCCACCACCUCCACCGCCCCCACCGCCACCUCCAGUAUUUCGCAAGCACGAGAAGAAACGGCUAUCCUUAAACUUUGCCAGGAAACGAGCACAUGGCGGUAUUCCGCCUUUAAGUGGUGAAGAAGGUCCCGGCUUCCUCCGUCGUCUCCGGGGGAAGAAAAUGCCUCACCAUCGCGACCAUGAUGAUGCCAGCACCAAUCGUCUUCGCAUCAUUGGUCCCGUGUUGAGCGAUCUCAGUGAUACCAACAGUCAAAAUCACAACAAUGGUCCAGCAAAGACGGACAACGAAACGACAGGUGACAAAGGAGGCAACGAUGACAAAGGCGACGACAAUAACAACAACAACCAGCAACAAGAAGAGCCCAAACAGCAAAGGACACCCCUUGCCGAUGCACCCGGCAAAAUUGCUGCCAAUGAACCACCUCCACCCCCUCCUCCUCCUGCUGCUGCCAAAAAGAAAAAGAAGUCCAUCGAGAAUGUCAUUAGAGCGCAGAACGCAGAAGCAUCACGUGAAACAACACAGCCGAAUCUUGAUGUCAGAGUGCUGCAGUCUCAUUCUAUGGGUUCCUCUGACGAAGGCGACGCCGAUGAUCGCUACACAGUGAUGGACGACGACGACGACGACGAAGAAGCCAUAGAGCCACUUACAGUGUUCACACCAGGCAGCGAUGCCAGCAAUUUUAAUGAGAUGCGAAGUCGAUAUUCUCCGAUCCAUCAGCAUACUAUGGAAGAUGCCAUCAAAGCCAGGGCUUCGUCGGACGCUUUCCAAAUGAGCUUUCAGAAUAGCCCUCACGGCAUUAACAACAGUACUCUUGAUACCAGCGGUAUCAAUGAAUUGGUUACUGUGGGUAGCGAUAUCUUUCAGGGAGUGGCUGCUAUUCCGACGUCUCCGCGAACAGCCAAAACCAGCCCGACAGGCAAAUCAGGCCAAGCCCGGACAGCAGUCGACAUCAAGAUCACAACAUCAUCAAGUCCGCAAGUUGCUGUGGUUCCAAUGCCCCCAGCCAGUCCGGCUGCAAAAUCCAAAUCGGCACGAUUACGUGAAAUCGAAGAUGCAAAGGACACAGGAUCCGUUGCUAGCAACUCUCUUUCAUCCAUAUUGUCCGGGAGCAGCUCAAAAAAGGGCAGAUCGAAGCGAAAAAGCAUUCUGGGCAUCUUCCAAAAGAAGGAAACUGGCGGGGAAACGUCAGACGGUAAGGCUGCUUCAGAUGCCGCGAAGUCGGCCGUGAAGUCGAAAACGAAUGGGAAGACUUCAGAUGAGAAACAAGGAAGCAACAGCGCAGCAAACAAGGCGAGUAACAACAGUGUUGUUCCAAAGAGUCUACACUCGUCUCUACAGGCGUGUUUGAAAAAGACGAGAGAGGAGCAGAAAGCUAAACCUUUUGUUCGGUCUUCACAGGCGUCCUUGAAGAAAUCGAGAGACGAAAACAAAGCGCGUGGUGUAAGAACCCCGUCGCCAAAGAAACGUGCCCCAGGUCCUACUUCUGAACAGGGUCCGGUUUCUUCGCCAUCACCCAACAGCAAGAAACAUCAACAUCGAAGAAAUACACUGCCACCGCAAACCAAGCCUGGCAAGCCGUCGCCACUUCAAUCUGCAUCACACGGCAAAUCUGAUGAGGUGCAAGAGAACAUUGCAGAGAAUGCGAUUCCGGAGGGAAUUCCUAUGAAGAGACAAUCGUCUCUUCAGAUGGCAUUGCAGUUGACACAAGAUACAGUUGAGGUCACUGCCAUGGAGACCGUAAGACCCAACAUGGCUUCCCCGACCAAAGCUAGCCCCAUGAAGCAAACUCAUGCUUCGCCGAGCCCAGCCAACAAAACUACCGGCACUAGUACUCCCAUGAAGUCACCACCAGGAGGAAGCAAAACCAACAAGCCAGCCCAAAACAUGAAAUCACCAGGCAAAGGCAAGGCCAAGGCGGGAAAGAAAAAGCCGAAGCAAGCCGCGCAAACCAAAAAAGAGACCACUCUCGCGAAACAUGGAAACAACAAAGCCUCCGCUGCUGCAAAAUCUCAAGGCAAGACGAAGGCUCGGGGGAAAACGGACCCGGGGAGACGACUUGAGAAGAAAGAGCUACGAAGUCCCAACAAGGAAUCCAAGAAGGUUAAGGGAACAAACCACAAGGCCUCAAUUGGCGCGCAAGCCUCAAGUUGGGUCAACAGCCUUAGCUUCAAUCUCAAGGGCAGAAGGAAAGACCAAGCAAAGAAUCCAGCCGAUUCCAACAAGAGCCCCAAAGCUCCUGUUGCUGUGAAACCUGUUGCGAAAUCUGGCACACCCAAGGCGGUGACACCCAAGGCGGUGACACCCAAGGCGGCACCUGGACCUGGGCCGGCACCUGCUCCUGCACUACCACCAGCACCAAUCAACGAAAACUCGCCUCCGCCUCCUAUGGAAUCCAAAAAAGAUGAUAAGACUUCAGCUCCUGCUGCCCUAGUCUCCGACUUGGGCAAGCUGUUGAGCGUUUCCUCGUCUGCGCAACAAACCAUUUCAGACAUUUCUGCAAUUACUUCUAACCCAUUGCUACCGUACCCACUCGUCAAGCAGCUUGAAGAGCAAGCAAGAAUAGGCACGCAAGAAGGUGUAUCAGUCAAGGAAGCCGCCGAACGAAGCAUCAUUAGAAGCCACACAAAUGCGCUAAGACGAGGCUUGGGGACACCCUUAUCUAGCAAAGAAAACGGAGCAAUACUGUCGCCAAGAAGCCCUCGAUUCUCCAACUUGACUUCCCCAAGCAGCAUCGGUGCACUUCGAUCCCCAAGCGUCGCCCACAUGCAGCGCGCCGCGAGUACACCCGCCAGCCUUCGUCUUCAUUCACCAAGAGCACUUGUCAUGAACAACACUGCCAUUUCAACAAGCCCAUUACAUCAUGGCUACGGCAUGAACACCAUUUCAAGAAGCCCAUCACACCAUGGCUACCGCCCAGACGCAGAUGGCCUGAAUGCACGGGCAAAAGAAGUGCGUGACAUCUUGGGGGGCCUUCCCGAGCCGGUUGACCUUGCCGAUUCAAGGUCGAAUUCGUUUCUCAGCCGUAUUACGCAAAGUACACAUCGUCAAGACCUUGAUCUACCAGACCCAUAG
Messenger RNA from Seminavis robusta, 4569 nucleotides. The record is from the annotation of a GenBank genome assembly. Lineage: Eukaryota; Bacillariophyta; Bacillariophyceae; Naviculales; Naviculaceae.